GGGGCGGGGCCGCAGGGUCACGUGGGGCGGGCCGGUUCGCUCGCCAACGGCUCUCUCGCGCCGCCUGUUGGGCUGGAUGGGGCGCGGCCCCGGCGGCUCCGCAUGUCCCUGCCCCGGUCCCCCCCCACGGUGCCGGUGCUGGCGCUGGUCCUGGCCCUGGCGGGCUGGGCCCCGGCCCCGGCCCCGGCGGCCGUGGGCUCCCGGUGCCCCGGGCCCUGCCUCUGCCUGGCCUCCACCCUGUCCUGCACCGGGCUCAGCCCCGCACAGCGCCUGCGCCGGCUCCCGCACCCCAAGGCCCGCAACCUCUCCGUCACCAUCCUAGAUUUCCGGGGAAAUUCUAUUUCUACCAUUGAAGACAAAAUUUGGAAGGCCUAUCCGUGGGCUGAGAGUCUAACUCUCAGGGAUAAUGAUUUGAGUGAGCUGCACAAGAAUUCAUUUAAUGGCCUGCUGACGCUGAAAUAUUUGGAUGCUUCCUGCAAUAAAAUCCAGGUCAUUGAGAAGUAUACCUUUGAACCACUCCCCUUUCUGCAGUUUCUGAACCUGAGCUGCAACCUGCUCACAGAACUCAGUUAUGGCACAUUCCAGGCAUGGCAUGGGAUGCAGUUUCUCCAGAAGUUAAUCCUCAGCCGUAACCCUCUGGUAACCAUCGAAGAUCCAUCUUUUUUUGACCUGCCAUCAUUGAAAUAUUUAUUGCCAGGCUCAGCUGUGCGGCGGGCUCUGUUUCUCCCCAGAGAUAUGGAUGCCACACAAGUGACCCUGAAGGUGAUUCAGUCCGUUCUCAUGAUGUCCCUCAAACUGGAAACCAUGAUCCUGCCUGAGAAUGUUGCCUGUUGCCUCUGCCAGUUUAAAAGGAGCAUUGAAAUUGUCUGCAAGAUAAUUAAGCUGCAGUGUGACCAUCUCUGUGUCACCAAUGUCACUCUUUGUGAUGUCAAAGAACCUCUGGACGAGGUGAAAAAGGAGUUCGUCCAAGUGCUGGAAUCCCGAAAGAAAAACACUAGCUCCCUGCUGACCCUCCGGCCCCAGGGACUGGUCACUUCCAGCGGCAAGACCCAGGUCCCCUGGCUGCAGACCCCGAACAAGAACACCCAUCCCCUCAAAGAUCUGCACCUCCUCGAUGAAGUCCAUUUCCUUAUACCCAAACUCCUCUCCAAAGAUGGGGCCAUCAGAGAGGUGGAAUUGAAACUGUUGCCAUUCAUAAGGCUGUUGAAUUUGAACUUGCAAAGCCAGAGGGUGACUCCAUCACCCCCAUCGCCAACUGGCCCAACCAUGGCUUCCUUCGGGCCCAUGCACCUGGAUCUGACCGACAAGGGGGAACUGCGGAAACUCUACCUCCUGACCAACCUUCUGGCGGCAGACCUGCGAGAGAAGAUUUACAAUGCUGAACACGCGGAGCGGGAAACUCUUCCCGGUCUUUUCUUCCCAGAAAACGCCCGCCCCAAGCUGCAAGGGCUGGGGAAAGACCGGAAAAGGUCCCUGCCACUGGCGGGCAGCCGGCCAUGGGAUCUGGCCACAAGGAACCAUGGGAACAGGGAGGGCUGGCACCCCGGCUUGGGGCAGGGAGUGGGCCAGAGAACAGGUGGCAGGGAGGGAAAGGGGUUGGGAGAGACAGCCCGAGGUUGGGGAGGGGUCCACCCAGAGAUCGGCAGGCCCCUGAGGCCCCGGCCCCCCAAGAGAAGGAGGGUUUCAGGAAGCCCCAGGGGGCCGAGGGUAAGACCCCCUCUCAGGGCACCAGAGAGAAAGAAACUGCCUGGACCUGCCCUCAGCCUCCCCCUCCAGAAGCAGCCAAUUCCCAUCAGCCCUCUGACCUCCCUGCCCCAACCCACCUCACUGGUGGAUGUCAAGAACCAGUCCAAUGACUUGAUAGGGAAAAUCUUGAUUGUUCUGAAAAAUACGAACAAGACGGACACGGUGAAAGCCAUGAGGCUGGAGAAGGUUCCUGAGAUGGACAUUGUGCUGGGGGAAGAGGGUGGCCCUCCUGCAGCCACACCUUCCAGCAAGGAACCUCCCCUUCUCCAGAUGGCCAAGCCAACAUCCGGCAACAUGCCAGCAGAUCUCCGGAUGAGCCAGGCGGUGGUGAACAGAAGUUGGGCCGGUGAGCGGACGAGGGGUAAAGGGAGUGUUUCUAAAGGGGCCUUGAAUCUCGGGGGCCUCUUCUGGGAGCAGGGCCAGGGGGCGGUUUCUGACAAUGCCUCAAAUCUUGGGGACCCUACCUUGGAGCAGGGACUGGAGGAGGCCCUUGACAGUUCUCUGCCGAACAUCCAGAAGAUGAAUGAGACCCACUGGGUGUUCCACGAGGAGAAGUCGGAUCACCCCACCUUGCAGACAGAGGCCCCGCCACCAGACAACUCCUCGAAUCUAGGCGACCAGUUCGAAAAGGAGCUGGACUGGCGGCUGCAGGCGCUCAUCCCAAACAAGGCUGUGAGGAAGCUGAUCGCCCACGUGAUCCGAACCCUGAAAGUGGACUGCACGGAGCCAGAGGUCCAGCUGGCCUGCGCCAAACUCCUUUCCAAAACUGGGCUUCUGAUGAAGCUCCUGAGCGAGCGGGAAGAGGCUGACGGGUCCCAGUUGAUAUGGAACUCCGGCCGCUGGAGAAGCGGGGAUUACUUCAAUGACAGUGCGGAUGGGAACCUAACGGCAGAUGAAGAUGCCAGAGAGCUAAGCCAAGACAUUCCAAGUUACGGUUACGGCAACAAGCUUCUGCUGGCCAUAUCAGUGACUGUGGUGAUCAUGACCAUCAUUGCGGCCAUCUGCCUGAUAGAGAUCUGUUCUCAAAGAUCUAGCUCUGCUGAAGGUGCCAAGCGGACAGCAUCUUUAUGGUCCUUUAAGCGAAGCUCGCAAGCGCUACCCCGGCAGACUUCAGAAAAGGACAACCAAGCUGCAAAGGCAGGGAAGCCGCUCUGGCUCAGGGAUAUGUACCGACCUCUGGAUUCCACCCGGAAGAAAAACAUGGCUCAGAAGCUGCAUGACAGAGAUUCCUCCGACGAAGAGGAGAUUUACAGCAAGGAGUCACUCAGGUAG
Tachyglossus aculeatus (Australian echidna) is the source of this 3018-nucleotide messenger RNA. RefSeq names its product RAD52 motif-containing protein 1-like. Gene Ontology annotation, cellular component: nucleolus. Gene Ontology annotation, molecular function: protein binding; RNA binding. Lineage: Eukaryota; Metazoa; Chordata; Mammalia; Monotremata; Tachyglossidae. The transcript is spliced from 13 exons. The coding region runs from base 103 to 3018 and encodes 971 amino acids. The record is from RefSeq and is a predicted model, not a curated record.